This is a messenger RNA of Cryptococcus deneoformans JEC21, 966 nucleotides long. RefSeq lists its product as hypothetical. The transcript is spliced from 7 exons. Gene Ontology annotation, biological process: DNA protection. NCBI's taxonomy places the organism in Eukaryota, Fungi, Basidiomycota, Tremellomycetes, Tremellales, Cryptococcaceae. Gene Ontology annotation, molecular function: 8-oxo-7,8-dihydroguanosine triphosphate pyrophosphatase activity. The record is from RefSeq and is a predicted model, not a curated record. Bases 140 to 886 code for a protein of 248 amino acids.
UCGAUUCUGAAGCAGCAGAGCUCAACAAGCAACGAGUGCCGAACUCCAUCGCUCGUAGAGGGUCUCUACGUACGUGAUACUUAUCGUUUCAGACAGUUCGGACAGGGGUAUCGCAUACUUACAUUGUGAAACUACAGCAAUGGCCAGACCCACCAUACCCGCGGAGUUCAGUAAACUUCCAUUCGAGCAGUUACCAUUUUCGAGUCAGGUUCCAGUCCGAAGCUGGGCAACUCUGCAAAAUAUCAAGCCAUGGCCGAUUGAGUACAGCCUUGUGUUUGUUGUUGACAGGCAGAAUUCACAAGUGCUAUUAGGAUUGAAGAGGCGCGGUAUGGGAGUUGGCCUGUACAAUGGUUUCGGAGGCAAGCCAGAACCCGGAGAGUCGAUGCUGGGCUGUGCGGUUAGGGAGCUACAUGAAGAGUCAGGUUUGGUUGUAAACAGAUUCGAUCUUCACUACAAGGGCAUUCUCCUUACCAGCCGACCAGAUCCUGGUACUCAGCAAGAGAAAUCUCUCCUAAGGAUUCACAUAUACGCCUGUACUUCUUGGUCGGGAGAUCCGGAAACAACGGAGGAAAUGGAGCCAAAAUGGAUCAACAUCUCUGAUCUGCCUCUAGAAAAGAUGUGGCCAGAGGCCAGAAAAUAUGUUCCUGCUCUCAUGCAGUCUAUCCUUCAAGACAGAUCGAAUACAGAGAUGCUUCUAGCGCGCGUUGACUACGAGUACCUCACUUCUGUCCAGGCCCCGACAUCUUUACCUCCGCUGCUAGGAUUAAGCAUUAAGUUCGAAAACGAAGAUGGAGAUGAUUUACCCAUGGAGCGAUUGAGCGGCUGGUGGAUGGCAUUCACAACAGCACGGAUGUUGUCUUCCGUCACCGGAGACAGUGGAAUAUAGAAACCUGCCUUGUUCGUUGGACAAGGGACCACCAGCAAACCAAUAAUAGAUCAUAGAGCGAAAUGCAUCAUUCUUUUCUU